AUGAGUAACCGCGGCAUCCUUCGAAGCCGAAAUGCGAACAAUCGCUGGCCAUGGUCUACCAAGACUAGCGAAGACCAGACGGACGAGCACACGCCAAGUUCAAGCGAUGCUGAAGCUCCAGUGCUGUCGGCACGCGAUGAAAAGGAAGUCAACGAACGUCCAGAUGAGAUCAACUUAGAUGCGAAACCUGGUUUGCAAAAGGCUGAAGCAGUUGCUCUUAUUUGGAGUAAGAAGACCGUUAUUUGUCUCCUCGCUUGGGUUUGGGUUUGUUACAUGAUAUUGGCAUUGCACCAGAUCAUCUUGAGCAAUAUCACAGUCUUUGUCUAUUCGUCCCUUGAAUCUGCGCCACAAAUCACGAAUGCCUACAUCAUGGCCAACAUUAUCGGUGCUGUUCUGAAACUGCCACUGGCUAAAACCCUAAACCUUUGGGGUCGUGCCGAGGGGAUGAUGAUAUCCCUGGUCAUAUAUCUGGUCGGUAUGGUCGUCUUGGCAGCUUCCAACGAUCCCACUACAUACGCAGCCGGUUACACUAUCUAUUUCAUCGGAUACGACUGUAUCUAUUUGCUGUUGCAGAUCUUCGUGGCUGACACUACCGGACUGCGAAACCGAGCAUGGGCGUUUGCGUUCUCGACAACACCAUUCAUAUGCACAUCAUUUGUUGGCCCACUGGCUGCAAAGUCGUUUGAGGAGACCGGAUGGCGCUGGUCGUUUGGCGUCUUCGCCAUCGUGGCACCUUUUGUGUUCGUUCCAUUGAUCCUUGUAUUCAAGUACUACGAACGGAAGGCGGAAAAGCUUGGGCUUUAUCAUCCUCAGCCGAGUGGCCGCACUUGGUCUCAGAGUGUGAUUCACUACUUCCAUGAAUUUGACGUGAUCGGUGCUUUCAUUUUGAUGGCUGCUUUCGUCCUAUUCCUACUACCUUUCAGUCUUAUCACGAACGGAAGAUCCAGCUAUAAUACUCCUACCUUUAUCGCCAUGGUGGUUAUCGGAUUUUGCCUGUUUUUCGUCUUUGCUGCUUGGGAGAAGUGGGGUACUCGAUCCGAGUUUAUUCCUUGGGCGCUACUCAGCAACCGCUCCGUUCUGGGCGCUUGUUUACUCUCUGCUCUUCUCUUCUUCAGCUUCGACCUAUGGGACACAUACUUCCUGAAUUUCCUCUACGUCGUGUAUAAUCUCGAUGUCACGAUGGCGGGGUACGUUUUCAAUAUCUACACCGUCGGAUCUUGCUUUUGGUCCGUUCCAGUCGGAGUCUUCAUCUACUACACAAAGAGAUUCAAAUAUUUGGCUCUGUGUUUUGGUUUGCCACUUAUGAUGCUCGGCUCCGGAUUGAUGAUCCACUUCCGUGGUAGUGAUCAAGGAGUUGGGUACAUUGUGAUGUGUCAAAUAUUCUACGCCUUUGCCGGUGGUACCAUGGUUAUUUGUGAAGACAUGGCUGUCAUGUCAGGCGGAGAUCGCGAAGGCAUUCCGAUGACGCUCUCCUUGAUCAUGCUAUUUUCUAGCAUCGGUGGAGCUAUCGGUGGAGCCGUUGCGUCUGGAAUCUAUAACAACACAUUCGUCGAGACUCUUACCAAGGCUCUACCCGACGACAAAAAGUCUCAGGCAGCGACGCUAAGCUUGAGCUAUAUCAGCCAGAUAGCGUACCCAGUGGGAGACCCAGUUCGUGAAGCCUGCGCUCACGCUUGGGGCUACACCCAGAGGCAAAAUGCUAUUGCGUCCACUGCAAUCUUGGUGCUUGGAGUCCCGUGCAUCAUGAUGUGGAAGAACGUCAAUUUGGACAAGAAGCAGAACAAGGGCAACGUCCUCUAA
Molecule: messenger RNA, 1800 nt
Organism: Penicillium waksmanii
Lineage: Eukaryota; Fungi; Ascomycota; Eurotiomycetes; Eurotiales; Aspergillaceae
Product: siderochrome iron transporter 2
Exons: 3
Coding region: 1-1800 (599 amino acids)
Biological process (GO): transmembrane transport
Molecular function (GO): transmembrane transporter activity
Source: RefSeq, a predicted model, not a curated record